AUGAACCCGCCGCUCUACCACACAAUGUUCAAGUGUAUGAACCUCCCGGUCAAACGGAUCAGCCUGGCCCGCGAAUCCGCCGUAACCAUCAAGAAUUACGCACGCAAGUGCGAUAUCCCCUUCGUCAUGUUCAAGACGGAGCAGCGGCCCGGCCUUGUAUACGCAGAGAGCCGGGACGAGGAAGCGCUGCAGAAAUGGGCCUCGCUAGUUGGGAACAUGGAAAAGAUGAUCUUCAAGUGCGUUCUGCCGCCAACACGGGCGCCGGUCCGAGAUGACCGGCCGACCAAGGUGUACGGAGAGCGGUUCAAGGAAUUCACGAGCAUGACCGGGUUCGGUGAGGAGCUCGUGCGGAGGGGUCUGGCCGACUGGUGGCGGAGUAACGAGGCGUUCAAAGGAAAGGGCAGUAUUGGCUGA
Messenger RNA from Neoarthrinium moseri, 414 nucleotides. RefSeq lists its product as uncharacterized. NCBI's taxonomy places the organism in Eukaryota, Fungi, Ascomycota, Sordariomycetes, Amphisphaeriales, Apiosporaceae. Bases 1 to 414 code for a protein of 137 amino acids. The transcript has a single exon. The record is from RefSeq and is a predicted model, not a curated record.